Molecule: messenger RNA, 1062 nt
Organism: Metarhizium album ARSEF 1941
Lineage: Eukaryota; Fungi; Ascomycota; Sordariomycetes; Hypocreales; Clavicipitaceae
Product: alcohol dehydrogenase I
Exons: 2
Coding region: 1-1062 (353 amino acids)
Molecular function (GO): oxidoreductase activity; zinc ion binding
Source: RefSeq, a predicted model, not a curated record
AUGACAGUCUCCAAGAUCCCCACGGAGCAGUGGGCGGCGGUGGUGGAAAAGACGGGAGGACCUGUCGUGUACAAGCAGAUCCCCGUCCGGCAGCCCGGCCCGGAUGAGGUGCUCAUCAACGUCAAGUUCUCGGGGGUCUGUCACACCGAUCUCCACGCCAUGAUGGGCGACUGGCCGCUGGCCGCCAAGCUGCCCCUCGUGGGAGGCCACGAGGGCGCGGGAGUCGUGGUCGCGCGAGGCGAGCUCGUCAGGGACGUCGAGAUCGGCGACCACGCCGGCAUCAAAUGGCUCAACGGGUCGUGCCUCAACUGCUCCCACUGCAACGUUGCCGACGAGCCGCUCUGCAGCAAGGCCCUGCUGUCCGGGUACACCGUCGACGGCUCGUUCCAGCAAUACGCCGUUGCCAAGGCCGCCCACGUCGCUCGCAUCCCCAAGGAGUGCGACCUCGAGGCGAUUUCUCCCAUCCUGUGCGCCGGCAUCACCGUGUACAAGGGCCUCAGGGAGUCGGGUGCCACGCCGGGCCAGUCUGUUGCCAUUGUCGGCGCGGGCGGCGGCCUGGGCAGCCUGGCCUGCCAGUACGCCAAAGCCAUGGGCCUCCGCGUCGUUGCCGUCGAUGCCGGCCGUGAGAAGAGAGACAUGUGUCUGAGGCUCGGUGCUGACGUGUUUGUUGACUUUGCCACCGCCGAGGACCUCGUUGCAGACGUCAAGGCCGCUAGUGCUGACGGCCUGGGCCCUCAUGCUGUCCUGCUCGUUGCCGUUGCCGAGGAGCCCUUCCAACAGGCUACUCGGUACGUGCGGUCCCGGGGCGUCGUCGUCUGCGUCGGCUUGCCGACCAAUGCCAAGCUCUCUGCGCCCGUCCUUGAUGUGGUCAUUCGCAUGAUAACCAUCAAGGGCAGCUACGUUGGCAACCGAGCCGACACGGCCGAGGCCAUUGAAUUUUACCGCCGGGGCCUCAUCCACACUCCCUUCAAGACCGUGGGUCUCAGCCAGCUGCAAGACGUCUAUGAGUUGAUGAAGGCGGGAAGGAUCGCCGGACGCUAUGUUGUAGACACGAGUAGAUAA